AUGGGUGAAAGCAGACCACGCAACGCGCUCAUUACCGGUGCAAACGGAUACAUUGGGUCGGCCGUAUGUCGCGCUUUUGUUCGAGCUGGCUGGAACACUUUUGGUCUCAUUCGAAAUCCGCAAGCGCUAGAGGAGCUUGCUCUUUCUGAGGUUAUCCCAAUUGUCGGGUCCCUCACCGAUCUCAGCUUUCUAGAUGCUCUAUUCGAGCAAGCCAACACCUUCGAUGUCAUCGUCAAUUGUACGGAGAAGAUCCCGGGCUACGCUGCCCAUUUCGAAGAAGUUAUCGCCUGUGUCAAGACCCUGGCCGAACAAAGCAACCGAAAUGGAGUCCGACCCCUCGUCCUUUGGUCAUCCGGAUGUAAAGAUUAUGGCACCACGGCACUUCACGAGGCACCCGAUCUUGCUCCCCAUACUGAAGACUCUCCAAUGAAUGGGCCGGAGCUGGUGAAAGAGCGCACGAUCAACUCUGCAAAGGUCUUUGACUAUGCCAGCCUUUUCGAUGCCGCCGUCAUUAGGCCAACUUGUGUCUUCGGAUAUCCAAGCAGCUACUAUGGUGCCAUCUUUGACUAUGCGGCAGCUCAAAAGGAAGAUGGGUUCCAAGUGCUUCAGAUUCCCGGGGAUGCGAAAAGCAUCAUGCAUGCUACUCAUGUUGACGAUUGUGGUGAAGCUUACGUGUCGCUUGCUGAGCAUGCGGAUCGAAGCGCUGUAGGCGGUAAAUCCUUCAACGUCUCUGGCCGUCGCUAUGAAACUCUAGACGAGAUUGCAUCAGCCGUGGCCAGAGAAUAUGGCUUCAAAGGUGGUGUGCAGUUUAUCGCGGCUAGUGCUGCUGAACCGUCAUUUCCAGCAGGGCUGCAUUUUGUCUUCAGUCUUAGUCAGUGGGUAGGGAGCGAAAGGCUGCGGUCGAUGACCGGAUGGAAAGAUAGACGAGCACUGUUUUCUGAAGGGAUACAUGCGCACAGGUUGGCUUAUGAAGCAUUCAAGCGCCGUGGUAAUGCGAAUGUUGCCAAAAUUCAGAGAAUGAUGGCAGGGAACUUUGAUGCGCCGAGGUAG
Fusarium sp. VM40 is the source of this 1050-nucleotide messenger RNA. The record is from the annotation of a GenBank genome assembly. Lineage: Eukaryota; Fungi; Ascomycota; Sordariomycetes; Hypocreales; Nectriaceae.